AGCUGAGCACAAUAAUUUGUCUGUUCUUCAGCCUCCUCCCCGCACAAGAGAGAGAAAGAGAGAGCUCUAGACUUCGACAGCCCCCCAAAUCCCAAUUUGCCAGCCACGAACCGAUCGGCUUCUCUGCGAGCGGCGGCAAAUCCGAGCCCCUCGCCGAGCGGAGGCGGCGAGUCCGUGAUGGUCGCCCACCGGCGGGCGCGGACAUGCACCAUCGCCCCUCUUCCUCCUCCGCCGCCGCCGCCGAGUCGUCGUUGCCGCUCUCCCCCGCCGACGGCUUCCUCCGCGUGAAGGACGGCGUAGACGGGAUGAUCAAGUACGUCGCCAACGAGCCCUCCGUCGGGCUCUACUUCGUCCAGCAGCACGCCCGGGCGUCCAUGCCCAUCCUCCUCGACGUCAAGGAUAAGCUUGUGGAAAAGACUCAUGAGGUAACACUGCACACAGAAGACAUGGAGGAUUCUAUUUGUGCUGUGAGAUCCAUGGCUGAUUUUGGACUCCCGCUUGCUGAUGAUAUGAUCAACGACAUCAGUAGAUCGCUGCAAAUAAUGUCAAAGACUCAACCAAAGAGAGGGUUGAUCCAGAACCCCAGUUGGGGGUUCCAGUCAGGAAAAUGCUCAGGAACUUGGGAUGAAUUGGGUGCUACCAAUGGAAGUAGCAGCCGGAACUACCUCUCUUCAAUGUUCAACACUGCCAAGCAAAAGGCGUCCAGUCUCAGGUGGCCACAGCCCGAUUUUUCUACAAAAGAUGACAGCAGCGAGAAUUCAGCAUCAUCUGCUGCCCCAGGAUCAUCCCAGGCUGCUGGACAAGGUGCAUCAACACCUGAUACAGAAAGGGAUGAUCUCCCCAUUUCAAGUCGACUCUCAGAUGGUACAACCGCUACGAACAAGAGCUUGCCUGCUGCUGGUAUCUCUGAAACUGUGGAGACUUACAAUAAGUUCAAAGAAGAACAAGAACUGAAACUUCAGAAGUGGCUUAGAGAGUCUGAAGAAGCUGGAGAUAAUAAAGAUUGAGUUUGUUAUUAGAUAACGGCUUCAGCUCUGCGUCAUUGUUAGAGCAUAAAAAAGCAUCUCCUUUACUGGACUUGGUAAAUUCCCAGCUAAAACACAACAUGGUAACUUUUCAUGAGCUUACUGGACUUUUCAUGAGCCAGAAUACUGUAAUUUCUGAGAUCCCUUUUGUCACAAUUCUUAUUGAUCGAUAAAUCCAAGAGACCGAGAGUCAUCAGUGUACUCUGAAACAGCCAGAACAAUAUAGCAUUUUUACUUAAACACGAUUACACCUGUACUGCGA
Molecule: messenger RNA, 1287 nt
Organism: Panicum hallii
Lineage: Eukaryota; Viridiplantae; Streptophyta; Magnoliopsida; Poales; Poaceae
Exons: 4
Coding region: 204-1007 (267 amino acids)
Source: RefSeq, a predicted model, not a curated record